Molecule: messenger RNA, 369 nt
Organism: Necator americanus (New World hookworm)
Lineage: Eukaryota; Metazoa; Nematoda; Chromadorea; Rhabditida; Ancylostomatidae
Exons: 1
Coding region: 1-369 (122 amino acids)
Source: RefSeq, a predicted model, not a curated record
AUGCCGCUCUGUCUCACCUUCAUUGACUUAAAGAAGGUCUUCGACUCAGUUGAAACGGAAGCGGUCGUGAAAGCCUUGGACAACCAAGGCGUCCCUACUCAGUACAUAAAGAUACUUCGAGAGUUGUACAGUAACUUCACGACCGGAAUUUCGCCAUUCUACAAGAACAUCAUCAUUGACGUGAAGAGGGGGGUCCGACAGGGUGAUACAAUUUCACCCAAAAUAUUCACAGCCACCCUCGAGAACGCAAUGCGAAAGUUGGAAUGGGACGACAUGGGAGUGAAGGUUGAUGGUCGGCAGCUACACUAUAUGCGCUUUGCUGAUGACAUCGUACUGAUAACACCUAGCAUCAGCCGGAACGAAUGCUGA